AUGGCUCAGGCACUAUUAGGAGCGGGCGUCCUCCAGGAAGAAUGGCAGGGCAUAGUUCAGUGUGUCAUGUCUCAUGCCCUAUCCUUAAACCGAAUAAAGGUGAAGGGCAAGAAGAAGGAAGUGGAGGUAUGGAAUAGGAGUCUAUGGAGCGGAAUAUUCAAGACCGGGGUAGGAGACAGCUGGGGCAGUAGUCCAUCAGGACAGGGCAUGUUAGGGGCCUUGGCAUGUCUGAUGGUUGCUCUUAUGGGAUGGCCACGAACCGAAUCUGGUCCCUCCCAAAAGAUUAUUUCAGACUGUCAGGAAAUCUGGGACAUUGUGGGACUGGACCUGACAGCGAAAACUCAAAGAGCGAGACCCGAACAAGGCGCGACUAUGGAAGACUUAGUCCAACGACUAGGAAACCCCGACCCCAUCGACUCCAGCCAGUACAACAAGUUAGGCCUUAUUUUGAGUAUCUAUUCUGGGAUGAGGAAAUGCUGUAACUAUAGAAAACAUUAUGAUCUGACCAGCCUUAUAACAAAAGGAGAAGAGGAGCUCACUAAGCUUGGACAGUGUAUUAUGACCAAGGAGACAUUAAAUUGUGAGGGAGGAACAGGCAAGGAUGAAGGGGGAUAUCUAAACCUCUGGACCAGAAGCAUGAAGUCACUGAGUAAAGCUACUCCUAAACCUCCCCCCACCCAGGUCAAAUUAACAGAGACGGAAACCAGGAAGGAGCUAGCAGCAACCGCCCCCAGGAACCAAUAUAGCACAAGCCACGAAGCAACACUCCUCAACUGGGCAGCCGACACACUGGCGAACCAUCCGGGCCAAGAAUCCUCUCGAAGAGGAAUACAAGUCUUACAACAGUCCCAAGCUAAGGCUAAAGAAGUAGCAGAUCGGACGAACCAAGAUGGAACACCAAGGGACCAAGUCGGCCCCCCUGCCGAGCUCACCACCGGCUCCUCAGUAGCAGACCCUCCGCAAAUCCAUCCUGCCCGACAGUCCCACCCGCCUCCAGCACCUGAACAACUGACCAAAGGGACUAUAUAUGCAGGCAGCCCACCCAAAGCCUUAGGAACUCCCGCUCCCUCGGCAGAUAAUCCAGUUAGGACCAAAUCCCCGGUUCCUACACCACUACGGGAGGGCGUGUCAGGCUUAGAUCCUCCCAGCAAGGAGCUAUCAGCCCCAAGAGAUGAGCGCCCACACUCCGAGUCAGUGAAGCUCGGUUCAAUAAUAGGGGGAGUUUUGGGAGGUAUAUUAGCCUUGGCGAGUAUCUACGGGGUAUCCAGGGUAUAUCUCCUGAUGCCAAGAACCUCGUCGAGGGCACACGCUUCCGUAACAGGGGAGAGAAGUAAUAUUGGAUAUGGGAGCAGCACUGACCAUUAG
Molecule: messenger RNA, 1365 nt
Organism: Plasmodium inui San Antonio 1
Lineage: Eukaryota; Apicomplexa; Aconoidasida; Haemosporida; Plasmodiidae
Exons: 1
Coding region: 1-1365 (454 amino acids)
Source: RefSeq, a predicted model, not a curated record